This is a messenger RNA of Aedes albopictus (Asian tiger mosquito), 6156 nucleotides long. It is a transcript of the gene kel, whose product is annotated as ring canal kelch homolog. Gene Ontology annotation, molecular function: protein binding. The transcript is spliced from 5 exons. The record is from RefSeq and is a predicted model, not a curated record. Lineage: Eukaryota; Metazoa; Arthropoda; Insecta; Diptera; Culicidae.
GGUAGGGUUGUUUUUUGUUGUCGCGACCAUAUUUGUUAUGGCAGCAGGAUUAGCUGCUCGGUGAAAAUCGUCGAUAAUUCCACCAAAAUGGAACUUUCCCGUGACGAAAGUGUGCGUCAGCUGUAGAGUGCGGCGGGUGCCACCGACUGGCGCUAGUGUUUUCCGCGGGGCGGUGUUCGUUGCCACAGGAAAAGCAUUUUUCACUUCACGUCCGACUGUGGUCGGUCGCCAUUUCUCUGUUAGGGGGUACAGCUGCGACAGUAAUAGAAACAACAGCAACAACAAGAUCGAGGUUGGCUGCAGGGCUGAGUUCCAUUCGGAGGCAUAUCGGAUUGGUGCUGGUUGGAAAAUAUCGUUGAUUGGAUGCGUUUCUAACGGACGGGUGGAAAUCGUAGGCUUAGGUGGUGUAUGAUAUCUUUCAUUCAGUACACGCUGAAUAUCAUGAGCAAUCUAAGCAAUAGUCACAACAGCAACACAGGAAGCAGCCAAAAUUCUGCUGCCGAGGGCACAAUGGAAAGGGGAAGCUGUAUCCUAGUACGAUAUGCCAGCCAGAACUCCCUCGAUGAGAGUUCGCAGAAGCAGCACCCACGGUCGAACGGGAAAGACAAAACAGUUGGCGGUGCUUACAGAAACAAUGUGCACACGCAACGAUCAUUCGACGCUAUGAACAAUAUGCGAGAACAAAACCUACUCUGUGAUGUGAUACUGGUCGCCGAUGGCAUCGAGAUUCCAGCGCACAAGAUGGUACUAGCCUCGUGCAGUCCGUACUUCUAUGCCAUGUUUACCGGCUUCGAGGAAAGUCGACAGGAUCGCAUAACCCUGCAGGGUGUGGACCACCGUGCGCUUCAACUGCUCAUCGAGUACGUGUACACUUCGGUGGUCGAGGUCACCGAGGAUAACGUGCAGGUUCUGCUGACGGCAGCCAACCUGCUGCAGCUGACCGACGUGCGGGAUGCAUGCUGCGAUUACCUACAGACCCAGCUGGAUCCGAGCAACUGUCUGGGGAUUCGGGACUUUGCCGACAUUCACGGGUGUAUCGAUCUGUUGAACUACGCCGAGACGUACAUUGAGCAGCAUUUUUCGGAGGUUGUUCAGUUUGACGAAUUUUUGAAUCUCACGAGCGAACAAGUUGUUAAUUUGAUUAAAAGCGAUCGGCUCUCUGUUCCAUCGGAAGAAAAGGUAUACGAAUGUGUCAUCGCCUGGAUCCAGUACGACAUCUGCACCCGUCAAUCCUUCCUAGCCGACUUGAUGGAGCACGUCCGGCUUCCGCUGCUGUCGCAAGAAUACCUAGUGCAACGUGUCGAAAAGGAACAACUACUUAAAGGCGAUCUCCAGUGCAAGGACUUCAUCAUCGAAGCGCUCAAGUACCACUUGCUAAAAGGCGAACUGAAGUCGACCUUCAAGACACCGCGAACCAUUCCGAGGCAACCCGUUGGGCUGCCCAAGGUGCUGCUCGUCAUUGGAGGUCAGGCACCGAAAGCGAUCAGGUCGGUGGAGUGCUACGAUUUGCGCGAGGAGCGGUGGUAUCAGGUGGCGGAAAUGCCUACGCGGCGAUGCCGUGCUGGGCUGGCCGUUUUGGGCGAUAGGGUUUACGCUAUCGGUGGGUUCAAUGGGUCCUUGAGGGUACGCACUGUUGAUGUUUAUGAUCCCGUUCAGGAUCAGUGGAGCACUUGUAACAGCAUGGAGGCACGGCGGUCAACUUUGGGAGUGGCCGUUCUGAAUAGUUGCAUUUACGCGGUGGGUGGUUUUGAUGGAUCAUCGGGUUUGAGUUCGGCGGAGAUGUUUGAUCCGAGAACGCAGGAGUGGCGCUUGAUUGCUUCGAUGUCGACUAGGCGAAGUUCGGUUGGAGUUGGGGUUGUCAAUGGGUUGCUGUACGCGGUCGGAGGAUAUGAUGGUGCUUCGAGACAGUGUCUGUCGUCGGUGGAACGGUACAACCCGGCUAUGGAUACAUGGACCCAAGUUUCGGAGAUGACUGAUCGUCGAAGUGGUGCUGGAGUUGGAGUUCUAGACAAUAUGCUGUAUGCGGUUGGGGGUCAUGAUGGACCGUUGGUUAGGAAAUCAGUUGAGGCUUACAACGCGGAAACUAAUACUUGGCACAAGGUUGCCGAUAUGGCAUUCUGUCGUCGGAAUGCUGGAGUAGUUGCUCACAAGGGAAUGCUGUUUGUAGUGGGAGGAGAUGACGGAACAUCGAAUUUGGCUUCGGUAGAGGUUUAUACUCCGGAGACGAACACUUGGCGAUUGCUACCGGCUUCGAUGAGCAUUGGGCGUAGCUAUGCUGGAGUAGCAAUGAUAGAUAAGCCCAUGUGAAGCGAACAGCAGGGCGCUUCCGCCGCCACAGCAGCAAGCAGCUCAAGGUAUGCGAAUUGUUCGAUCAUUGGUAGUGCAAACAAUAAUUACAACAAUAGUCAGAAUAACAACCAAAACAACGAUGACGAGAAUAGUCAGGCAGAAGGGCUGAACUCGGAAGCUGGUGCUGUAGGUUAUAAUCAGGCUUCAAACAAUAACAAUAACAACAAUGCCAAUAACAACAACAAUAACAAUGUACACUACGAAAACAUUUACGAGUCAAUUGAACAAUACGCUGCUGCCGCAAAUGCUGGUGUGGCUGCGGUUGCCCCUGCAGUAGCUCAAAAUCCUUCAGGAAUCAUUCCACCACCCGGAGCAGGUCCUCUUCUUGGUAUGCCGUCAAAUCAACCACCACAACCGAUUCCGGGACCUUCAUCACUUGGUAUUGGGCCUCGCUGCAACAAUGUUCAACCGGGAGUUGUUCCAGGUCCUCCACCACCACCAAGUAUGCUCCAGAUGCAACAGCAAUAUCUUUCGCUUGCCUAUCGCAACGAACUGUAUGACAGAACUGCCGGGUACGAUGUACCACGUGGCGGAGGAGCUCCGCGCAACAACUACUACCAAAAUCAACAAUCGAUGGCCACUGGACCACGUUACCAGAAUCUACAUCUAGAUCUUAAUCGACCCAGACAUUCGCACAACAGCAUGAGAGCACCUCGUCAAAGAAGUUUCGAUGAUACCGAAUCCUAUCAUUACCAUCGCUACCAAAAUCAGAACUUUGCCAAAUAUGAUAACGUUUACGAAAGAGUUCGUGAGGAGCCUGCCUACCAAAAUACAGGAUCAUUUGGAAACGGAGCAGCCGGACCGUCCAACCGCGGAAUAUUUGGAAGAUUGGACGUUAUUGGACACGGCGUAGGACGCAUCGAGCGUCAUUUGAGCUCUUCUUGUGGGAAUAUCGAUCACUACAGUCUUGGAGGGCACUACGCCGUUCUAGGACAUAGCCAUCUUGGUACAGUUGGGCACAUUAGACUGAACCCUAGCAAUAACAACCAACCUAGUGGUGCUGCUGGGAAAGAUUCUUCGUCGGUCAAUGUUAAGAGUUUCUUCAGCUGUUUGGGAGGAGAGAAUUCGCAGUCCAUGAACAACAUUAGUAAGAACGGAAGCUCUGGUCAACCGGGAGCAUCCGGAAGUGCAUCAAAUGGUGAAGCAGCGGGUGGUUCUGGACCUCCUCCAGCCUCAUCUUCCGCUUCCUCGUCAACAGCAACAAAGAUUACAGGCACAAUUCCAAAAAUCAGGAGCAAAUCCAAAAAGGAUACUCAAAACAGCUCUGGCUCUGGCGAUCAAGCUGAAGGAGAAAACCAAGUGAACCGUGUCUCCAAACCAUCUCUACAGUGGUUGCUGGUGAACAAAUGGCUUCCCAUGUGGGUGGGACAGACUCCACCGGACUACAAGUUCAUUGAUUUUAACUUCAUGUUCUCCCGAAACUGUGACGGUUGCGGUAGUACCACAAAUCAUCAAGAGCUUAUGCGAUUGGAUGGUCAAGCUGAAAUGCGUUCUCACGAGUACGGAGAUUACAUUCCGCCGGCCAGAGAAUACCCGACCAUGAAUGGAAGUUACCCGAGAGUUCUCAGAAAUACUCCGCAACUGUCGCGUUUACGUGAACAUGAGUAUGAAAACGUUCCCGUUGACUCACCUCCGGGUCGAUUGGACUUUGCCGGUGCUCGAUCCGCCUUUAGCUACGUGAACCGAGCCAGGUCAGAGAGUCCUUCUCGUUCGAACACAACUAGACGUGAGGAGCGUAACGGAGGUGAUCCCUUCCGUAACUGGGCAUUCAACUUCGAGGACAAUAGUUUCCGACCUGCUGGUUCAGUUCCGCGUCCUCGUGAAAUCCGCCGUAUAACCGAUGGAACCUUCCGUGCCACCGAUUUCUCGCUGGAUAACGAAAGACCCGGAAUAAGCCGUGACCGUUCACAAGAUUUGUCCAAAACCCCUCCAACCAUUGUCGUUAACGAGUCAGCAUCUCCGUCGACUUCGCGUUCAAACUCCGCUUCGCCACCGAAAAGUAAGGAAUCGUCCGUUUCUCCAGUUCAACCGGAGCGAGGUGGCACUCCGGCGUCAUCUUCUUCGGAUUCGGAAAUAUUUGUCAUGGAUUCCGUUGCGACCGAUGCUGGCGGGCCAGCUGAGGACAGUAGCGGUUGUGGUGGUGGAGGUGCUAGCAGCAGCAUGCAGGGCGUGGAGAAUAUUGUGGGAAUGAGAGACGCAGCAGCCACAAAAGAGAAGGAGGGAGCUUCCUCACAGGAGACUUCAGAGUCGUCUAACUUUGAAGAUAAUCCUGCGGAAUCUUCCGGAUCCGAUGAAGAUAUCACCGACGAGAAGAAUGUGGAUAUUACUUAAAUUUGCACGCUCCUCUUAUCUUGCUUUUCUCGAUUGCUUCUAUUUUAAUGAAAAUUGAUAAUUGUGAUUUUAUUAAGGCCCACUGUAAAACGGUUUGAGCUGAUUUGAAGCAUACUCCCAAAAAGUUCAACCAUCUUCAUCAUUUCCAAAAACCCAAUCCCUCUAACACAAGACUACUUUUUAAAAACUGUGGCAAUUUUAGGUCUAUAUUCUUUUUGAUUCUUCUUGCUCAAUAUUUAUUGAUAGAUUCUAUUUAUUCCUAAUAUAUUCUGUUUUUACACCAAAUCACUUUUUAUUCGACAAUGAACAAAUCUAGAUCGAGAUUAGAGCAUUUAUCGACGUAAAAGCACUCUUUCCAAACAUUGGUACACAUUAUACAUAUAAUAAAUUGCGCAUUUAGCGAAUAGGUUAUCAAUUGUCAAAACUUAUGGUUAAGGCGAUUACUGCAACAAAGACGAAGCGUUAAAUUCUAGGAAUAGUCUCGGAACGAAUCGAACAAUAUCAAUGUAUUUUCUCCGGCUCCAGUUUGAGCUACAAUAAACACACAAACACACUGAUGAAACUCACAUGAUUACCAUUUCGCAGAGGCCUAUCAUAUGCACUUACUGACACACACAAUAAGAUGGCAUUUUCCUUUUGAAAGCAUUCUUUCGUUGAUAGUAGUUAUCUAGAUUUUUCUUAUACAUUCACAAAGUUAAUAAGCAUGAAUAUGAAUGGUUAUUACGAGAGUUAGUCAAUUGUCACAUGGAAAACGAAGCAAAGCACUCAAGCACAGACACACAUUUACAUAAACACAAACAUAAACAUUAUGACCGUUACAUUGCACACGAAUACCGAAAACAAUGAAGCAUAAGUUAUUAGUACAAAACCCAAUAAUGGUGUAAUGGUGAGACCUACAGAUCGGAAAUCUACAAUUAUUUUACCAAAUUUGUCAAAACUUUCCAAACGAUGCAUUGAAUGGUUCAAGGAAUAUUGUACUUUUUAAUUCUCAAAUGUAGAUGUAAGUGAUAUCCUUCGAGUUGGGUUUCGUUUUGAUUCAAAUUCAGGGUGCGGUCCGUAUUACACACAAUAUUGGAUCAUAUUUGACACAUUGUUUCAUAUUAUUAUCGUUCUCUAGAGAAGGAUGAAAGCUCACCAGGAUUCGUGUUUAAAAUUUGAAUCAAAACGAAACACAUUCAUAACACGACUCUUUACAAACAAUUUAAGAAUGCAGAUAGUGAAACCGUAAAUAUAUACCCCUUUUUAGCAGCAACGUAGUCAGCAAUUGUGAGUUGUGUAGUACGAUGCAUAAUUAUAUCCAUUUACAGAAACUCAAACAACAGAAAACGAUAAACAUCAUAACGACAAUUGAUCUGUAGUUUCAGUAAAUAGGAAUCACAUUCAUGAAUUAAAGUCAUACAAUAAAUCUACCAUAUUCGUCCUGAACUGGAUUACGGAGUGAAUAACAUGCAUUCAAUAAAUGGAUUUAACAGUUAA